CGAACUAUCGAGCCACCGCGCAUCACUAGCUUCUGCGCGUGUUUCAAUGGCUGUAAAAAAGGCGAAAAAUAUUGCUAAAUCCUUGUUUUUCACGCGUAAUUCGAGCGCUAAACGCAGCCAAAUUGUGAAAUACCCAUUCCACAUACAAUACCCAAGGUCUUGCAACUGAAACACAGUGGAAAAGUGCGCGAACAAAGUGGGCAGCACAUAAAAUGCAAAGCGUGGACGGCGACGUGCAAAAAGAAGAAAAUUUUUUACCCCUCACAAGAGACGCGCAAAAAAGGCGACCAGAUUUUGUGUUGGCCGGGACUAUCCAAAUAAAUAAUUUCAUGCAAUUCUGAAAUCCACUUGCAUAACGAUUGCGAGUCCUGGGCGUUGAUAAACAAUUGAAGCGCGAGGCGCAAAUCGCAAAUUGUAUAAUUGUACGCCGAGGGGUGGGGGCGCCCCGUUCUUGUUCCGUCUCGUCUCGGCAAAAAUCGGUUUCUCAGUUCCCUCGGUUUCGGUCUCUUUUUGGUUCAGUUGUGCAGCAAACUUCCGUGAAAUCGGUUGUUGUUUUGGGCUACGUUCUCUAUUUGCGGUUUGCGCGCGUAAAAUCCGCCGUUCUCUUUGGCCUCUCUCCUUUCUCUCUCUCUGCCGCCUACAAUUUGUGGGAAAAUUCUACCUAAGCACAGGGGUACAGCAAGAACAACAACAAUAACACACUAAGCUGAAAACACCAACAAAAACAUACAGCAGGAGAAGAAGAGCAGCUGCGUAGGAAACAGUGAAGAACGACAAUAAAUAGAGAGAGCGAGAACCGGAACGGAUUCAGCGCCAACGGCAUGCAAAGCGUGUGAAUGCAGAAAAUAUGAUGGAAGCAUUGGAUCAGCAACAAGCCAAGCUAACGUCUAACAGAGAUGAUGGAGAAGCGGGAUCAGGAUCGGAAACGGGAUCGGGAGCAGGAGCUGGCGGCGAGGAAGACGACUUCGAGGAGCCUCAUCAUGGGCUGGGCCUGGCGGAGGAGAAGAACAAGACCCACCAGCAGAGGGAGAACAAUAACGACCAGGAGGAGAAAUACGAGGGAAAGCGGAAAAAGAGCGCCGCCGAUGACGUGAUAGACUUAACCCUGGCAAAUGGCCAGGAAAAGUCAUCCAAAACAGAAGAGGAGGCUGCUGGUCUGGCACACAAAUCCGUACAGGAGGAAUCUCAUGUGGAUGUUAAGAAGGAGACUGCAGAAACUCCAGAAACUCUCUUCACAGAUCUUGUUAAGCAAGAGCCGGCAGAAGAUAGUGCAGAGGAGCUCGAAGAACCCGCAAAAAUUCCAUUGCAAGAGGAGCUUCCAGAUGAUAUUAAACUAAAGACCGAAGUGGAGGAGGACAAAGCCGGAUCCCUAAGUGAUAACGAAAUGGAGUUCUUAUCUGAUGCAGAGGAGCAGCCAUUGGAGUCUCCUGAAGCUAAACAUGUAGCAGAAAUUGCGGAGGCGGAAGCCUUUCAUCUGUCAAAGGAAUUAGAAAGUGAGGACGUGGAAGCCAAAUAUUCCCCGAAUAUUGCCAAUGAAGAUUCCGAAAGCAAGGAUGAGGAAAGAGUAGAUCCCCCGUCAGUUAUAUAUCUGCAAUCCGAUUCGGAUAGUGAGGAAAGAGAGUUUUUGUCCAUUAAAGAUCCCAAUAGUCCCGCUUUAGGCAGUGAGGACGGCAAAGCAGAUCUUUAUAAAGUUGCAGUGGAUGAGGAUGUUUCCAAUGCAGAGCCAGAAGCGGAUGAAACUACAUUGCAGCCUGCCGGCGAAUCUCUUUUAGAGGGAUCCGAUACAGUGGACUCUCCUUCGCUGACCAUGGACGUGGAUCUUCCAAGCAGCGAAAAUGGAGAUGCGACCUCUGGAGUAAUAAAAAUUGAGUCGGAUUCGGAAGAUGAAGUUCAGAGUGAUAGUGUGAAGUCAAAAAAAUCAACUGUUGAGGUUGUGCCGACGAUCAAAUUGAAUGGGGCUCAUCAAGCUUUAAAAGAGGAGAAUCAGGAGAGGGACGAGGAGCAGGAGAAUGACAAGGAGCUGGAGAAUGACGAGGAGCAGGCGAGGGACGACGAGCAGGUGAGGGACGACGAGCAGGUGGAGACCGGCCAAAUGUCAGAAGAACCCAAGCAACUGUCUGUGAUAACAAACCACACUGGCAACAACACUAAGGUGGAGGAAACAAUUGCUCCACAGGAGCCGCCUCCGCGCUCCCUCAUCCUACCCAUUCGUAGGAGCCGUACCAGGAGCACCAGUAGCCGGAGCAGCACCGUGAGCUCCGCCUCGCAGCCCCAGCUGGUCAUCGAUCAUCCGGAGAGCGAGAACAACGUCAGGGUACAGACGCUGAAACUAUCCCUGAAGCGCAGGCGCAGCAAAAGUUCCUCCGUCAGCCCACCCGAAAAGCAGCCAAAGGUCGAAGAAGGCCGCUCCGUCCCCAGCUCGCUGCUCCUACAACGCCUCCAAGGAAAUCCCAAUGUGGGCCCACCAGUUGUCCCUGUGGAAAGCCAAGUCCUAAGCUGUGCAAAGUGCAAUCUGCAGUUCAAGUUCGAAAGCUUCCAGCUGUUGAACGAGCAUCAGGCCCAGUGCAGCGGGAGCAGCUCCCAGAUGGCACAGAAAAAGGAGCGCUUUUUCCGCUGCGCUCAGUGCAGCAGUGUGCACCAGUGCUGGCACUUCUUCCUUCACAUGCGGGAAAUGCACCAGCGCUACAUCUGCCUGUACUGCAACCAUGUGUAUCCUAGUGUGGAGAAACUGUCGUUGCAUUUGGAGAACAAGCACGACAUCGACCAGUGUCACUUUGCUAAGGAUGCGUGGGCAUUGCAGCAGAGCACGGAGGAUAGGGCGAGGCAUCUCGUGUGUUGCACGUGCCAAGCAACCUUUGUGCAGGGCUCAGAGUUUGAGGAUCACGAUUGCUCCCAGCUGAUGCAGCCGUGUGCUUUGUGCGGCCAAAAGGGUGGUCAUGCCAUGGGUUGUAAAAAUAACAAGCGGAAACCGGUUAGAAAACGGAGAAAGGUGCGGAAACCACCGGAACCGCCUCUGCCACUUCCACAGGAAGUGCUGGCACAGCCCGCGCCAGUGGAGGACAUGCCGGAGCAGCAGGAGGCACUACCGUUUCAGGUGCAACCGGAACCCCAGAACCUUUUCCCAGCAGAGAACAUUCCAGCGCCUGAACCCGUCGAGGAUCCUCCAGCGCCCCCCAUUCCCAAAUUGGUUGUGCCCAAAAUUAUGUUGCGGGUGCCCAAAGAGUUCCAAAAGUCUGUGGAUGCUGCUCUAAGCAGUACGGAUACGGAGGACGAAGAGUUGGACACUACGCAACCGCAGGAAGAAGCUGAGCCAGCGCCACCAGAGGAUUUACCUGUUGAGGCAGCACCUCCUCCUCCACCGCCUGCGUUUAGCUUCGAUGACUCGACCUCGGCAAAGCUGAAUCGUGUUCUGGCGGAGUUGGAGCGCACUAAGCUGGACAUUGAGCGAACCAAGGCGGAUAUAAUCACAAAAAAGCAGGCUAAGGUGAUCAUGGCCCAUGCAGAGGUGGAAAACGUUGUGCCACAAGGGGUGGACCCUCCAAUGCAGCUGCAGCCGCAGCCGGAGGAGCAGCGUCGUUGGUCUCUCACGCCGCCUGCAUCGCCUCACAACAAUCACGUAAACCUGCCCGACCCGCCCCCACCAGCUGUGGUUACCGAAUUCCAAGAUCAACCCGAUGGAGAGCGUCGCAACAGCCUCGGCAGUGAUUGCAUGGACAUAGACGACAGCUUGAAUGGCCCGGAGAUGGAGGAUAGUAGGGAUAUUCAGCCGGAGGCGAAGGAGGAAUCACUGGAACCUCUCGCACAACCUUUACAGGAAAGACAUUUUGAACCGAUUCCCGUCCAGCCGCUACCACCUGCAGAUGGUAUUAUGGUGGCUGGAGCGGACACGCACACGGUGGAUCUGCAAUUGGAUCGUCCUCUGGAUCGGUUUUCGAUGGUGGAUUUUGUGCGACUAUGUUUAAAGUCAGUGUAUUCCGUUUGCCUGUAUUGCAACCACGCUCGUCGGAUCGCGGUGAAUGGAAAGCAGCUUGUGCUUCACUUAAUCGGCCAGCACAGAUUUACGGCCACUGUGGACAGCAUUACGGCAGAGGAGCUGCAUGCCGAGACGAUUGUCGCAAGGUUGAAAAGUUUUCUACCGCUCUUGGAGAACGAAUAUCUGAAUUCGGCCAGCUGCUGCAGUCUCGAGGAUGGCAAGUAUGUGGAGCCCUUCAACGAGCGAAUCUACGAGUGCUUCGGCUGCCGCUACGUGACCUCCACGCACAAGGAACUGUACACCCACAAUAGGAGGCUGCACAUCAAAUCGAACAUCACCUGCGUUAUGUGCCAGACGAACUUCUACAGCUACAGCGAGAUUCUGUGCCACAUUUGUCCGGGCGCGGUGGCCGGGAGUAUAUAUGACCUCCAGUUUCGAUGCUGUCUGUGCGAGAUGGCUCCAUUACCCUCCGCCUUUAGGCUAAUGGUGCAUCUGCGGAAACAGCACCAGGCCUGCGACAUCUGUCUAGAGGAUUGCCAGAGCCAGGCUAAGCUAUCGGCGCACGUGUGGAAGCACAAGCUGUUACACUUGUGCUAUCGCUGCGGAAUUGCCUAUCGCAACAAGCAGGACAUAUCAAAGCAUCUGUUCUGGAAGCACGGAACGGAGAGUGCCAGCUGCAAGCAAUGCCAACAGAAGCGCUGGCGCCAUGUCUACCACUUUUGUGUGCCGCCCGCGCAGUUCCCAUGCGAGCAGUGUGGCUUCGUCUUUAGCAAGGCCAUCUACCUGGAGGUGCACCAAAGAAUGCACUCUGGCGACUUCCGCUAUGCGUGCACAGAAGAGGGGUGCGAGGAGAAGUUUGUGUCGCGCAAGCUGCUGCUCAAGCACGCCAGCAGUCACGUGGUAAAGGAAUUGCCCCAACCAGCUUCCGAGGAGCCAACGGAUAAGGGAGUUACGGCCCAAAACCUAGACGAAAUCAAGCAGGAAGCAGAAGACCUUGAGGAAAAGGAAGAUGGAAAGCAGCAAGAGGGGAAGGACUUUGCUGAGGCGGAAACAAAUAAAGAGUCUACCAAAAAUGAGGAACCAGACUACAAGGAGUCGACUGUGAAGGAGCAGUCAGUCAGUAAAUCCGAAAGUCGUAAGCGGCGCAAAAAAUCCAAGCGCAACAAAGAAUCCCUUGAGGACCUCAACCUCAUUGCACCCAAUCUUUCGGAAUCGGAUAGCAGCGAUGAUAGCGAUUCCGAUGCCCCAAGAAGCAGUCAUCAGGAGCAGCCAGUGGUGCCAAUGCGAUCUUCUGUGGAUGAUCUGGGCAUGCCCAAGGUGAUGCUGUCACCAUCCUCAGAGAGUGAUGCCGAUGUGGCGGAUGGCAAGUCUAAACUGGAGGACAAGGAUAAAUCCUCAGACAUCUCUAAAGAAGAAAAGGAGCUUGAGGCAGGCAAAGCCGAUGAAGAUUCUGAGCCCAAGAAGGAGGAAGAGCAAGUGGAUGUAUCGAUCUGGAAGAAUCUGCUGCAGAAUCAGGCUAUCAACCCGGAAGAACAGGCCGUCAAGGAGGAAGAAAAGGAUGCUGUGGUGGUCAACCAGCCGCCCACCAAGCUUCAUGUGGCCUGGUCCGAUCACGACUACUGCAAACUCCAUCGCACACCUCAACCCUCGCCCAUUAAACAAAAAUCGACUACCAAAUCGUCCACCAAAACGCCUGGUCAGAAUGCCUCUAGCGAAAGCGACAGUUCCAGCAGCUCCAGCUCCUCGGAAUCGGAUUCUUCAAGCUGCUCCUGUGGCUCCAACUGCAGCUGCAGUUCCAGCAACAGCAGCAGUUCCAGCGAUGACUCCGACGACUCGGACAGCUCCAAUGCUCGAGGAUCGCCACAGAAACGGGCUCGCAAGAAAUCCCUGAGGCAGAAGAAGAGCUCAGAGUCACUGAAAAGAGGACAGCAAAGUGAGCGGGAUCCUGAAGAGAAUGUCAGUGUCAUGCCUGUGAAUGAGAAUAAUCCUGCUGCCCCUCCAUCGCCAAAGUCACCGAUGUAUAAUGAGUCGGAUUUCGAUACGGCUUUCUCGGAUACGGAUGAGGAGUUCUACGACUCCCAUCCCCAGAAACUGGCCAAUGAGCUGCUGGCCCAGAAGCGCGAGGCUCUCAUGGCGGAGCAUGCUCCACUCCGGCCGAGCAACAACUACGACAUAGUGGAGAACAGUCGUCCUUCGACUCCCUCGCUGCCAGAAGAGGCAUCUGCUUUUGCAGAGAAACGGGAAAGGGUGAGGAACAAGAAAAAGAAGCGGGAACGAAAGUCUACGUGUAAAUCCGGCAAGAUGCCACCCAUGGCUAGUACCCCGCUGCCCAUAGAUGGAAUGGUAGCGCCCCUGGAGCCACCAACUCCCUUGCACUCCCACCAAGAGUCUCUGUUUUCCGUCACCCCACUCACGCAUCGCCAUCUGCAAUCUUCGAUGACCCGAAUGAGUGAGGGCAGCAGCUGCUCCGAUGCCGAUGGCCAACUGAAGCGUUCGAAACGCCAGCGAAGACCAAACAAGUUCUAUGGCUAUACGAGCGACGAUGAGAACAUGAGUGCCGUCUUGGCGCCACCGCUACAGGUGGGAAUGCAGCUCAUCAAGCCACAGCCACCACCACAGUUGACCUGGGCCAAGGAGGAUCUGCCCACGCCGCCCAAGCAGCGCAGCAGGAAUAACAAUAACAGCGGACACCACCACCACUCGCACAGCAAUGGUGGAAGUUCGUUUGCUGGAUCGUCGCGAAAGAGGAGUAAGCAGCGGUCGUCGCUGCACGGCGCAGGAGGAUCUCGUUCGGCCAAGCGCCACAAACCGGAUCGAGAGGACCACCUGCCACCCAUUCCGACGCUUAAGAUUCGGCCCAGCUUGCUGCCCAGCACUGCUCCGCCGACGGACAGCAGUGAGAGCAGCUCGGACGACGAGGAUGCGGAGAUCAAUGUGACCAGUUUGGUGGCCACUCCGCAACCGGCGCCACCACCUCCAGUUGUGCCAGCGCCUCUCCCGGUGGCUUUGCCGGUCCAACCACCUCCACCACCGCCUCCGGCAGCCACCGCCUUCAAUCAGCCCAUUCCACCUGCUCUGCUGCCCAAUCCCGGUUUCGCUACGCUGCAGUACUUCAAGGCCAACAACAUACGCUACCCCAUUCGACCGCCGGCAGGAGCUCGUCUCGCUCGCGAGGGUGAAUCCGUAUACUGCUAUUGCCGCUGUCCCUACGACGAGGUGUCCGAGAUGAUCGCCUGCGACGGGGACAACUGCCUGAUAGAGUGGUUCCACUUCGAGUGCGUGGGCAUCAUGGUGGCACCGCAGGGCAAGUGGUUCUGCGCCGAGUGCAGGCCAAAGUACUCGGAGGGUGUCUAUCAGGGCAACAAGCCCCAAUGAACGGAUAUCUUUGGAUCCUUCUAUCACAAAAAGAAUCAACUAUAACACUACAAACCCCACUACAGAAUGGAUUACGCUUAUUAAUUGAUAAAAACAUAUAGUCGCUUAUUCUCGGCGAUCGGCUGAGAACAAGAUAUCUAUAUCUUAUCUAAACUACUAAAAAAAAAAAACAAAACAUCUCUAGAAUAAUAAAGUAACGUAUUUGUAUAAAUUGAGGGCAGUAGGUAACCCCAGGCUCAAAGUAGCUCUCCGUGGAGAGCCUAAGCUAAGCUAAUGCUAAUUCAAAUAUCUGCAACAAGCUUAUCAAAUUAUAUAUAUAUAUAUUUCUAUAUUCACUUAAACUGUAUGUAAAUAUCGAUGGCUGCAUAUUUCACAUAUGCACUUUGUAAAAUAGCUAGAGUAUGCGAGAGAUCCCAUAAACAAACACUUAGGCAUUAGGGUUUACACUUAUAAAUAGCAGUCCCCCAAGUAUAGUACAUAACUAAAUCUACAUAUAUAUACAUACAUGUAAUGACUAUGAUUAGAACACAAAUCGAAAGCCAUCUGCAAAUCGGAAUGCAGUGGAUUAUGAGAGAAAUAAACAUGCAACAUUGUGAGACGUAUACAACAAAA
Messenger RNA from Drosophila elegans, 7960 nucleotides. RefSeq lists its product as uncharacterized. The record is from RefSeq and is a predicted model, not a curated record. The transcript has 4 exons. The coding region runs from base 848 to 7348 and encodes 2166 amino acids. NCBI's taxonomy places the organism in Eukaryota, Metazoa, Arthropoda, Insecta, Diptera, Drosophilidae.